This is a messenger RNA of Daktulosphaira vitifoliae (grape phylloxera), 1470 nucleotides long. It is a transcript of the gene Arr2, whose product is annotated as arrestin homolog. Gene Ontology annotation, cellular component: cytoplasm. The record is from RefSeq and is a predicted model, not a curated record. Gene Ontology annotation, biological process: G protein-coupled receptor internalization; signal transduction. The coding region runs from base 90 to 1343 and encodes 417 amino acids. Gene Ontology annotation, molecular function: G protein-coupled receptor binding. Lineage: Eukaryota; Metazoa; Arthropoda; Insecta; Hemiptera; Phylloxeridae. The transcript is spliced from 7 exons.
GAUCAGCAGUUUAGUCGUAAGGGUCGCAUUCGGCCUAGACAUCUUCACUUGUGUGUUUUGCAUUUUAUUAAUUAGUGAGCCGUAUUUAUAUGAUGAUACCUCUUUUAUUUGUUUAUUUUAUAGCUGCUUUAAAAGUUUUUAAAAAAACUACACCAAAUGGGAAAGUGACCGUUUAUUUAGGCAAACGAGAUUUUAUAGAUCACUUGGAUAGCGUUGAUCCAAUUGACGGCGUUGUCGUCGUUGAAAAUGACUAUCUACAAGGUAGAAAAAUCUUCGGUCAGGUUUCGACGACGUAUCGAUAUGGGCGAGCCGAAGACGAGGUAAUGGGUGUCAAGUUCAGCAAAGAAAUGGUGUUGGCUUGCAGUCAAAUAGUUCCACAAGUCAAAGACAUUUCGUCAGACUUAACACCAGUUCAGAGGAAACUGAUUAAGAAGUUUGGUACUUCUAAUGCGUUUCCGUUUGUAUUUCAAUUUCCGCCUAAUUCGCCAUCCUCAGUUACACUGCAACCCGGUGAUGACGACGACGGCAAACCGUUGGGAGUCGAGUAUAGUAUCCUCACGUACGUAUCCGAUAGAGAAGACGACAGGGGUCAAUCGAGGUCAUCUGUAUCGUUGAUCAUUAAAAAGCUACAAUACGCGCCAUUAACUAGAGGACAAAGGCUGCCAAGUUCGUUGAUUAGCAAAGGUUUUACUUUUUCGCACGGUAAAAUCAGCUUAGAGGUUACUUUGGAUAGGGAAAUAUACUAUCACGGUGAAAAAGUCAUUACUACAGUAGUAGUCAGCAAUAGCUCAAGAAAAUCGGUGAAAAACAUUAAGGUAUAUGUAGUACAACACACAGAAGUUACAAUGGUGAACGCUCAAUUUUCAAAAUUUGUUGCCAGCCUGGAGACACGAGAAGGAUGCCCCAUAACACCGGGCGCAUCAUUUUCCAAGCAGUUUUUUUUGGUGCCAUUAGCAGCCAGUAACAAAGAUAGAAGAGGAAUCGCUUUGGAUGGCCAUUUGAAGGACGACGAUGUCAAUUUGGCUUCGUCUACACUAAUGGCUGAAGGUAAAGGACCUAGUGACCAGACCGGUAUAGUCAUUUCGUAUUCGGUCAGAGUUAAAUUGAACUGCGGCACUUUGGGAGGAGAGUUGGUCACAGACGUACCUUUCAAACUGAUGCAUCCUAACCCAGUGUCGGAUGAUUACGUUUCUGCUUCUGCAGCCAAAUCACAACCGUCAAAAGCAGCGCUGAAAAAAAUGAGAAGUAUCGACAGGCUAAAGUAUGAAAAGACCUACGGCGAUGACGAUGAAGACAAUUUAGUAUUUGAAGAUUUUGCGAGGCUUAGGUUGGCUGACGAAUAAUACCAAUAAAAAUCGAAACGCAAAGUUGUUUAUCUUUUUAUUACGUAUAAUUCGUGCAAUAUAGGAAUUCGGGUUGUAUUAAAAUCAAUAAAUAAAAUGUAUUGUAACAAUAACAAAAUAAAUCGAU